AUGCCAAUUUUAUGUGUCCCUUGCUCUGUUUGCUCAAAACUUAUGAAUCCAGAAAAAUCACUAUGGAUCUUCAAAGAAUCUAAUACUACUUAUUCACUUACUACCGCGUAUCCAGAUAUUAUGUUGGUUACUAAUCCCAAUCCACCACCAAAUAGAAUCGCAAUAUGUUCUUUAUGUAAAUCAAACCCAAGUAGAAAUUAUCCUCCAUAUCUUUCUCAAGUUCCAUUAGAAAUAGAACUAGUACCCUUAGAAAAACGCAGAUACUUGUCCUCUGUCUUUCUACAUUGUUCACUUGGUCGUACCCCUAGAGCAAACCCCUUCACAGAAUACAGAUCAUUAGUUGGUACUAUGAACUAUUCUCAGAAUCUUCAUUCUUUAAGUCUAUAUUCCAGUAUAUUAGGUGCUUUCCUGAAAACCUCUACUAUCGUUUCAACUUUGCCUUGGCUUAAUAACUCCUUAAUAAAUGCAGUCACCUGGCUUAAAGAACAUAACCUCUAUUUAUAUGAAUACACUAAUUUGCUUCAAACCAAUUCGUCUACCCAACCACCUUUACCAACAGCAACUCAUUUAUCUGGUGAUGAUAAUAUACCUCCCAUACAACCAGUUCGUCAAUCAAAUGCUGACUCAACACAUCGUUUACCAACUGCAAUUGAAAUUAUUGAACGAAGCACCUACUCUGAUGGACUUGCUUGGUAUAUAACCAAAUAUAUAAGCAAAUCUGAACCAACUCACCUAUUCAACAUACAAGAACAAUUAUGUUAUCGAGAAUAUAUCCAUGCUCGCCGAAUGGGAUCAAUGGAAUUAAUGUUCCUAUUACUUGGCGAACGUAUUACAAAUUCUUUAACCCAAGUUCAAUUCCUAACAACUGAUCCUCCAUCCACUCAGUCAAAAGCCAUACUACCAUUAUACAUGAUUGACCCUAAUGAUGACAAUCCUUAUUGGUCUGACAAAGUAGAAAAAUACUUCGCUUGUUCAAGUGAUCCCAUAUUCGAUAUGAUAACGAAACUUCAUCGUCAAGCGCAACAACAAGAUACUAACGAACAAGUUUGGAAUGUAUUAUCACAAAAAUUACUAGAAACUAUCCAAUCACCCCAACUAGAUACAAAUCUCAAUACCACUCACAUAGUAGGUUAUCACGAAACUGCCGAAUUAAUCAAUAGAACAAUUUGCACCUCAAUCCCCAUCCACGAAGAUAAGGUCCUAAUUUCUGACUGUGUCGAUAUUAUAGACAAUCAAAUAUAUCCUACCAAUUCAAGACAUCGUGAAUUCGCAAAUAAAACAAAUCUUCCUAGUACUAUUAGAAUUCAACCCGGAGCAAGAGUCAUGUUUUUGAACAAUUCCCAAUACAGACACCGCAUAGCCAAUGGUACCGUAGGCAUUGUAACAGAUCUCAAUUUACAAAUUGGCCUGGUGUAUGUCAGUUUCUGUGUUGAAGGAGCAAUCAUUAAUACUUCGUUCACUAAAUAUACCCACAACUUUUACCUUAAUGGCUUACCUGCCAGUCGCACACAAUACCCCAUACAAAAUGCAUUCGCUCUUACGGUACACAAAACACAAGGAUUAACAAUUCCUGAUGUAUCUCUAAACUUAGAUAAUCAAAUCUUCGAGUAUGGACAAGCCUACGUAGCAUUAAGCCGCUGCACGAAAUGGGAACAUGUAAAAAUCCAAUCACUUGAUCGUGAUGCAUUUAUUGUUGAUCGAUCCAUGACCGAUGAAUAUGAACGACUAGAAUCCAAAGCACAUGAACCAUUACCACUAAAUAGAUAA
Molecule: messenger RNA, 1767 nt
Organism: Cetraspora pellucida
Lineage: Eukaryota; Fungi; Glomeromycota; Glomeromycetes; Diversisporales; Gigasporaceae
Source: the annotation of a GenBank genome assembly